GUCAGUUGCAUCAAAGCAGCAGUUCUUCAGGAGAACUUUGUGGUCUCAUUAGCAGAGGAUCAAGGUGGAUCUAUUUUCAGGAGUAAAAAUGUUGGAUUAUGAAGUGACCGUGUUCACUGCCAAUCGUGCCGCUGCCACCACUUUUAACAAUGUGUUUAUUAAGCUCGUUGGCACAAGUGGAGAAAGUGAACGCAAGUGGCUGUUGAGCAUCAGGGGAGCUUCAGCAUUUGUCAGAGGAGCGGUGGCAACUUUUACAGUUUCCUGCCCCACCUCCCUUGGAAAACUGUUGCUGAUAGAGCUUGACAAACAGCCUCUUGUGUUGUUCCCCGAAGAUUCUUGGUUCCCUGCCAAAGUGGCAGUCAAAUCCCCCGAGGGAGACACUUACAACUUUCCUGUUUACCGCUGGAUCACUGACAGCCAGGUGCACCGCUUCAGAGAGGGAACAGCUCUGAGAGGGUUUGAAGAUAACCAUCAUCUUGGCCGGUAUAGCCGGGAACAGGAGCUCAAGCAGCGUCAGAAGAACUAUUGCUGGGAUGUGUAUGUGGAGGGAAUUCCUCACUGCAUGAAGGCAGAUGAUCUACUUAUUCUACCUGCUGAGGUCAGAUUCUCCUUUACCAAGCAGACAGAGUUUCUUUUCACAGCAAGCACAGGACUGACAGAGCUGAAACUGAAGGGGCUGGCUGAUUGUAAAAUGGGAUGGACGGAGGUUGAUGAUAUCAACAGGGUGUUUUGCUGCAAAGAGUCUGACUUAUCAGACUAUGUCCAACAACACUGGAAGGAAGAUGCCUUUUUUGGCUACCAGUUUCUAAACGGGGUCAAUCCCAUGAUGAUCCGACGCUGUACCGUCUUGCCCGACAACUUUCCUGUAACUGACAAGAUGGUUUUCCCUGAUAGUCGUUGCAGCCUGGCGGUAGAAAUGAAGAAAGGCAACAUAUUUCUAUGUGACUACAAGCAAAUUGAUGGAGUGAAAACAAGCAUCAUCAAUGACAAAAAACAGUACUUGAUGGCUCCACUCGUCUUGCUCCAUAAAACCCCAAAUGAUAAACUCAUGCCUAUUGCUAUUCAGUUGAAGCAGAAACCAGCAGAAGACAACCCAAUCUUCCUGCCAUCUGAUUCUGAGUACGACUGGCUGCUAGCAAAGAUUUUUGUGCGGAGCACAGAUUUCAGUGAGCAUCAGCUCAAUGUUCACCUGCUGCGUACUCACCUGCUGGCUGAGGCAUUUGCAGUGUCACUGUUGCGCAACGUGCCCAUGGUGCAUCCUCUCUACAAGCUUCUCAUACCUCACACUCGCUACACUCUGCAGAUCAACUUCUUAGCUCGGAAAAGACUCAUAUCUAAGGAGGGUGUUUUCACCCAAUUUUCAGCAUCUGGAGGAGAGGGUAUGCUCACAAUUCUAAGGAGAUCCCUGUCCUCAAUGACAUACAGCUCUCUCUGUAUGCCUGAAGACAUUGCUGAGCGUGGGCUAAAGGAUGUACCAAACUUCUACUACAGAGAUGAUGGACUCAGACUGUGGGAUAUUAUCAACAAAUUUGUACGGGGUGUCCUAAGCUACUACUACAAGAAUGAUCUUGAAGUUCAGCAAGACUCUGAACUACAAAAGUGGAUUUUGGACAUAUUUGAACAUGGAUUCCUUUCCCAUCCUUGCCCAGGAAUCCCGCAGAAACUUACUACAGUGGACUCUCUCAUCAAGUUUGUCACCAUGGUGAUCUUCACAGGCUCAGCCCAGCAUGCUGCAGUGAACUCUGGACAGUUUGACUAUGGUGGCUGGAUGCCAAACACUCCAAUUUCCCUGCAACUCCCACCACCAACCAAAAAAGGGAAAGCAACUGAAGAAACUAUGCUGAAAACACUGCCGGAUGUCAACACUACAGUUCAGGGCAUGGCCACCCUAUGGCUGCUCAGCCAGCAGUCCAGUGAUUUUGCACCUCUUGGCCACUACCCCGAGGAUCACUUCAGUGAGAAGACUCCAGGACAGAUGAUAAAGAACUUUCAAGAGGAGCUUAAGGCAUUAAGUGCAGCCAUCAAAAAGAGAAACAAGGAUCUGGAAGUGCCUUACACAUACAUGGAUCCAGAGAAGAUAGAAAACAGUGUGGCUAUUUGAAAAAUAAAAGUAGUUUUCUCUAAGCUUUCUAAUUACAAACACUGCAACUUAUUUUUAUGUUACUGGAAUGUUUUAUGAACACUGGCAAAAACAUGAUAGGUUAUUUGAUUCACUUUUAUUUCAGUUUUGUUCAAAUGUACAUUUUUAAAGUGGAUUUUAAUGUAAUAAGAAUAUUUGGGAUGCAUGCAGAUAAAUUUGGAGUCAGACAUGUGAGUGUAACCACCCUGAUAAGUUUUAGUUGUUUUCUUCAUCAUUUACAAUGAUCAACUUAUACAUUAUUAUAUUUUAUUAUUAUUAUUCUAAUACUUUGCAUCAGCGAGUCACUUGCUGAGAACACUUUGUAUUUUGAGACAUGUUGUGCAUAAGGGACAUUUUUGCAACAGAAAAUGAAACUUGAGUGUUUCUAAUCUGAGACCAAUAUAAAAUAGCAAUUUCUUCGAAAGUUUAAUUUCUCUAACUUCUUGUUUGAAAUUCCCCCAAAAGAAUGUAUCUGUGUAAAGUAUUUAUUGUAAAGUGCAAAUAAAAAUACUGGUAAUCAGAAAAUAUCA
Girardinichthys multiradiatus is the source of this 2649-nucleotide messenger RNA. RefSeq names its product polyunsaturated fatty acid lipoxygenase ALOX15B-like. The record is from RefSeq and is a predicted model, not a curated record. Lineage: Eukaryota; Metazoa; Chordata; Actinopteri; Cyprinodontiformes; Goodeidae. Gene Ontology annotation, biological process: linoleic acid metabolic process; lipid oxidation. Gene Ontology annotation, molecular function: iron ion binding; protein binding; oxidoreductase activity, acting on single donors with incorporation of molecular oxygen, incorporation of two atoms of oxygen. Bases 89 to 2101 code for a protein of 670 amino acids. The transcript has 15 exons.